AUGUCUGAACUGUAUAAAGUUACAGACUCCCUAUUGAUAAGCAAUGCUAGAGCUGCCUGCAAGAAGGAACUUCUCAUAUCAGAAGGAGUGACUUGUUGCAUCAACAUUUCCAGGAGGCAGCCAUUCCCGGACUAUAAUCUUCACACUCUUCGGAUUCCUGUGUUUGAUCACCCACUGGAGAACCUGUCUGAACAUUUUGACCAAUGUGUAGAUCUGAUAGACAGCACUGUUCGCAGCGGGGGGAAGUGCCUGGUCUAUUGUAAGCAUGGACGUAGUCGAUCAGCUACAAUCUGUAUUGCAUACUUGAUGAGAUGCAAAAACAUGACCCUGGUGGAAGCCUUCCAGGUAUACCAGUCUCAUGUAUUUGUCUUUUGUUUGAAUAUAAUUCCAUCAUGUUAA
Messenger RNA from Staurois parvus, 399 nucleotides. NCBI's taxonomy places the organism in Eukaryota, Metazoa, Chordata, Amphibia, Anura, Ranidae. The record is from the annotation of a GenBank genome assembly.